CACACACACAUGUAUCUAUACCAUCCAUAGCUCCCAAUCCACAACAAUGGAGUCGCGAUUGCACCACGCAGGUAUGGAAACCGACCUGCUAUCUCGUCUCGCAGCUAACCACCUGUUUCUAGGUCAAAUCGAACCAUUUCGAGCCACAAUUCUCGCUCUCCGAUCUCGAAACCCUAACCUAGCUCGCUCAAUUCUUCAAACUAUUGUUGCCAACGGUGGCCGGUAUGAGAAUAUCCUGUUUAGUUCCGAUUGUUCACCGGCGAUUUUAACGUAUAUAUGUACUGUAGAACUUCUUCAGUUUAAUGAUAAUACGUUAGGUGUUUGGAGUUUUGAUUCCAACACGUUGCGUCUGCGUGCUGAAUUUGUGCUUUAUGUUCAGAUUGUUGUGUCUAGGGUUUUGGAGAGUAGGAAAGAGGAUAGGAAUUUAGGUCAAGGUGAAUUGGAUGUUGUUAAUUCGGAUUCGGUUAGUGAUAAUGAUGGUACUGGUGUUAGCGAUAUCGAUAUCGAUUCGAAACGGCGGAUUAGUGAAACAAAAGGGGAUACCAGUGAGUUGGACAUUAAAUAUUGGGAUUAUGAUGAGUGUUUGAGAGUAUUGAAUAAGAUCUCGGAGGUCGGCUUCAAGAGGUUGAGGCCGGAUUUGAUUGAAUCGGAGAGUAGAGAGAGUGAAGACCAGGGGAGUUCUGGUGGUGGUGAGAUGGAAGAAGGAGAAAUGAUGUGUUUGAGGGGAGUGAUUUUGGAGAAUGCUGGUAUUUUUGAGGCAUUGUGUGAGAAUAUAGCGAAACAGGUUGAACGGAUUCGAGGGAAUGAUGGUGGUGGUGAUGAUUCUGGUUCUGUUGUUUCUCCUAUGGUUCAGGAAGAGGGCGGAGAUGAGGAUGUUAAGGUGCUUAGAUUGAUACAAAGAUGUGUUCAGAUGGUGCAUUUGGAUGCCAUGAAGGAAUGCUUGAAGAAGGGUGAUAAUGAUGGAGCUCUGUCUCAUAUUCAGUUUCUUCGUUUUGAUUACGGGGUGGAUGAAGCUGAUUACCGCAUGGUUUUGCAAGAUCUCCUUAAGAGGAUUUUCUCAGGAAUGGUGGCCUAUGAUGACACUUGGCUUGCCACUCGAAGUAAACUGCUGUCAGUAUAUGAGAAAGCACUUUCAUCAAACUCCUCAAAUCUUGUCCACGUGAUACAGUCCAUUCAGGAGGAAUUGUUCUCUGAGGAGAUAGAGACACAUAAAGUUUCAAAUGGCAACCAGAUUCCACCCCCUCUUGCUCGGCUUUUAGCCGCACAUAACACACCUGGUGACCAAACGUCAUCGUUGAAGUUGGCACUCUCUGCAUGCAUGAGAGACAUGUAUCAUUAUGCUCGUAUCUCAGGGUUGCAUGUACUUCAAUGUAUCAUGGAUGUUGCACUUUCUGCUGUAAAGAGGGAACAACUUCAAGAAGCUAGCAAUAUUCUUUCAUUGUACCCCCAACUUCAACCUCUUGUGGCUGUUAUGGGUUGGGAUCUUUUACCUGGAAAAACAGAUAUGAGAAGGAAGUUGAUGCAGCUUUUGUGGACUAGUAAAUCACAAAUUCUCAGGCUUGAAGAAUCUUCUCUCUAUGGCAAUAAAUCAGAUGAGGUGUCCUGUGUUGAGCAUCUUUGUGACUUCCUAUGUUACCAACUUGAUCUGGCUUCUUUUGUUGCAUGUGUCAAUUCUGGACAAACAUGGAGUUUGAAAUCAUCAUUACUCUUGUCUGGAAAAGGACAUACAGAGCUUGAAAACCGAGAUUUCCAGUUGGACCCGUUUGUUGAAAAUCUUGUUCUCGAAAGAUUAUCGAUCCAUAGUCCCCUUCGAGUUUUGUUUGAUGUAGUUCCAGACAUUAGAUUCCAAGAUGCUAUCGAGUUAUUUAGCAUGCAACCAAUAACAUCUAAUUUAGCAGCCUGGAAGAGGAUGAAAGACGUUGAACUCAUGCACAUGCGUUAUGCCAUGGAGUCUGCUGUUCUUGCCCUUGGAUCUAUGGGGAAUAGCAAGAAUAAUGAAGUAAAAAGCUACCAAAUGGCACUAUGUUACUUGAAAGACCUCAGGAUUCACUUAGAGGCCAUCAACAAUGCUCCACGCAAGAUAAUGAUGGUGAACAUUAUCAUCUCACUUUUGCAUAUGGACGAUCUCUCUCGAGGCUUUCCGCCACCUACCACACACCCUGACACUAGUGAGGAAAGUGGUGAUCCCUGCACUAACGAAGAAGGCAAUAAUAUGGUCAUAUCAUUCACAGGGCGGCUUCUUACUAUAUUAAGGCAAAAUUUGCCUUCAUCUAUUACCGAUCAGGAGAUUGCAAAUGACGGAAAUGCUCCUACUGAUGGAAAACAAGCUCUAGAAUGGAGAAUCUCAAAGGCGAAAUCUUUCAUUGAAGAUUGGGAAUGGCGGUUAUCCAUCUUGCAAAGUCUUCUUCCGUUGUCUGACCGCCAGUGGAAAUGGGAAGAGGCGUCGACCGUAUUACGUGCUGCCCCAUCCAAGCUGCUGAAUCUUUGCAUGCAGAGGGCAAAGUAUGACAUUGGAGAAGAGGCUGUUAACCGUUUUUCUUUGCCUCCAGAAGAUAAAGCAACUCUUGAACUGGUUGAAUGGGUGGAUGGAGCCUUUAAGAAAGCAUCCGCUGCGGAUGCUGUUUCUCGUGCUGCUGAUGGAACUUCUGUGGUCCAAGAAUUAGAUUUUUCCACUCUUCGCGCUCAAUUAGGUCCUUUAAUCGCAACUCUUCUAUGUAUUGAUGUAGCUGUUGCAUCUUCAAGAUCAUCAAAUUUGUCACAGAAGCUUCUAGAUCAGGCUCAAGUUAUGCUGUCAGAGAUCUAUCCUGGCCGUGCUCCUAAGAUGGGUGCUACUUAUUGGGAUCAAAUCUAUGAAAUUGCAAUAAUUUCAGUUGCCAAACGGCUUCUUAAACGUCUUCAAGAAUUGUUGGAACAGGAGAAGUUUCCGGUACUUCAAGCUCUUUUAACGGGGGACCUAAUAAAUACUUCGUCAAAAGAUUUCCAAAGGCAGGGACAUAGGGAGCGAGCUCUUGCUAUGUUACAUCAAAUGAUUGAAGAUGCUCACAUGGGAAAGCGACAAUUUCUUAGCGGUAAGCUUCAUAAUCUCGCAAGAGCUAUUGCUGAUGAGGAAAAUGAAAGAGAAUAUAGGAGAGCAGAGAGUUUGUAUCAUGAUAAAGAUGCUCUGAAUCAUGAAAAAAAUGGAGUUCUAGGGCUUGGGUUGAGACAUGCGAGUCAACAAUCAUCGAGUGGUGAAAAGUCAAUCGUUUCAACGUCAUAUGAUGUUAAGGACGCUGAAAAAAGAAUAUAUGGUCCGUUGGCAUCUAAAGCUACAACAUAUCUUUCCCAAUUUAUCCUCCAUAUUGCAGCUAUUGGUGACAUAGUUGAUGGCACAGAUACUACUCAUGACUUCAAUUAUUUCUCUCUCAUUUAUGAAUGGCCUAAAGAUCUAUUGACCCGUUUGGUGUUUGACCGGGGUAGCACUGAUGCAGCUGCAAAGGUGGCAGAAAUUAUGUCAGCUGAUUUCGUACAUGAAGUGAUUUCCGCAUGUGUGCCCCCGAUUUAUCCACCUAGGUCUGGUCAUGGCUGGGCAGACAUCGCGGUAAUUCCUACAUGCCCUAAAAGUAAUUCAGAAUGUAAAGUUCUUUCACCUUCUUCAAAAGAAGCCAAACCGAGUUCUUAUUGUCCGUCCUCUGCCACACCUGGAGUUCCCCUGUACCCUCUUCAGUUAGAUGUCGUAAAGCAUCUUGUGAAACUCUCCCCUGUUAGAGCCGUGUUAGCAUGUGUUUUCGGGAGUUGUAUUUUAUACGGAGGGGGUGACUCAACCAUAUCAAAUUCUUUAACCGAGGGCUCGGUGAUGAAACGCGAUGCUGACAGAUUAUUCUAUGAGUUUGCACUUGAUCAAUCAGAGAGAUUUCCAACCUUGAAUCGGUGGAUACAAAUGCAAACUAAUCUUCACCGAGUUUCGGAGGUUGCUGUAACUGCGGAACACACAAUUAAUGAUGGAAGUGAGGCAAAAACUUCUGUGAAGCGUUUUCGCGAGCACGAUAGUGAUUCUGAUUUAGAACAUGAGGACCUGGCCGUGUGCCCCACCAUAUCUGUGAUUCCCGAAACCGCAAAUGAAAGUGGUAUUUGGCAAGAUUCUCCCAAGUCAGAGACUAUUGAAACUGAUACAACCGUCUUCCUCUCUUUCGGAUGGGAGAACGAAAAACCAUACGAAAAAGCCGUUGAAAGAUUGAUAGAAGAAGGAAAAUUAAUGGACGCUCUUGCUCUUUCUGAUCGAUGCUUACGUGAUGGUGCUUCGGAUCAUUUACUUAAGUUAUUAAUUGAACGUGAAGAGGAAGAUCAUACUGUGUAUAAUCGAUCAGGUCAUUCGACUUUUAGGAUACCAGGUUAUAGCUGGCAGUAUUGCCUAAGGUUGAAAGAUAAACAGCUUGCAGCCGCACUUGCACUGAAAUAUUUGCAUAGAUGGGAAUUAGAUGCUGCUUUGGAUGUUCUCACCAUGUGCCACUGUCACUUGCUGGAAAUUGAUCCUUAUAAAAACGAGGUUGUUCUAAGGAGACAAGCUUUAAUGCGGUACAGUCAUAUACUAUCUGCAGACGAGCGUUACAAUAGCUGGCAAGAGGUUGAGGCGGAGUGUAAGGAAGAUCCCGAGGGUCUAGCCCUUAGGUUAGCGGAAAAGGGAGCUGUUUCUGCUGCUUUAGAAGUUGCUGAAAGUGCAGGGUUAUCUAUUGAACUUCGUAGAGAACUUCAGGGUCGUCAACUUGUAAAACUUCUUACAGCUGACCCCAUAACUGGUGGUGGGCCCGCUGAAGCUUCACGGUUUCUGUCUUCCUUGCGUGAUUCAAAAGAUGCUCUUCCGGUUGCAAUGGGAGCAAUGCAGCAAUUGCCCAACCUUCGAUCUAAACAAUUGCUUGUUCAUUUUUUCCUGAAAAGAAAAGACAGCAACUUAACCGAACCCGAGCUUUCCCGCCUUAAUUUGUGGGCCCUAGGUCUUCGUGUGUUGGCGGUCUUGCCUUUACCAUGGCAGCAAAGAUGUUCUGCAUUGCACGAGCAUCCUCAGCUAAUUGUUGAAGUUUUGCUGAUGCGUAAACAACUUCAAUCUGCUUCUAUGAUACUUAAAGAAUUCCCAUCACUAAGAGACAACAAUACAAUCCUCACAUAUGCUGCUAAGGCAAUUUCGGUUACUAUAAGCCCGCCUCGACGCGAGUCACGAAUACAAGUUUCGGGCCCCAAAACAAAGCAAAAAUCAGGAACCCCUACACGAUCUUCUUUUUCUAAUAGUUUAAGUAACUUGCACAAGGAGGCACGUAGGGCUUUUUCUUGGAACCCAAGAAAUAGUGCUGAGAAAACCACUCCUAAAGAAGUUCAGAGGAAACGGAAAGGGUCAGGACUUACACAAACGGAUAAAGCCACUUGGGAAGCAAUGGCUGGGAUUCAAGAAGACCGUGUUUCGUCAUACACAAUAGACGGUCAAGAUCGUCUUCCUUCAGUUUCUAUUGCUGAUCAGUGGAUGCUCACCGGUGAUAUAGUUAAAGAUGAAGCUGUUCGGUCUUCUCAUCACUAUGAAAGUGCACCAGAUAUCAUUCUCUUCAAGGAACUGCUUUCGCUGUGUUCAGACGAGAGUUCAUCAGCAAAAGGUGCUUUGGAUUUAUGUGUUAAUCAAAUGAGAACUGUUUUAAGCUCUCACCACUUGCCUGAAAACGCAUCAAUGGAAACUAUUGGUCGAGCUUAUCAUGCUACAGAGACAUUUGUUCAGGGGCUUCUUUACGCUAAAGCUCAACUUAGAAAGCUUGAGGUUUCUGGUUAUUCCGAAAGAAAUAAAGACAUUGAGGAUACAUCCUCUGAUGCAGGCAGCUCUAGUGUGGGUAGUCAGUCAACUGAUGAGCUCUCUGAAGUCCUAUCACAAGCUGACACGUGGCUCAGGCGAGCUGAGCUGUUGCAAAGUCUUUUGGGAUAUGGAAUUGCUGCUUCUCUUGACGAUAUUGCUGACAAAGAAUCAUCUGCACGGUUGCGUGAUCGAUUAAUUCUUGAAGAACGAUAUAGCAUGGCUGUGUAUACUUGUAAAAAGUGUAAGAUUGAUGCAUUUGCUGUAUGGAAUGCUUGGGGACUGGCUUUAAUUCGGAUGGAACACUAUGCUCAAGCUCGUGUCAAAUUCAAGCAAGCACUUCAAUUGUUUAAAGAUGAUCCUGCACCAGUUAUUCAAGAUAUUAUAAAUACAAUUGAAGGCGGCCCACCAGCUGAUGUGUCAUCUGUUCGUUCCAUGUAUGAGCAUUUGGCUAAAAGUGCACCUGCAAUUUUGGACGAUUCUCUUUCUGCUGACUCGUAUCUUAACGUUUUAUAUAUGCCAUCUACGUUUCCACGGUCUGAGAGAUCCAGGAGAUUACAAGAAGCUUCAGAUGGAAAUUCCGUAAACGCAUCAGAUUUCGAAGACGUUCCACGCAGCAACCUGGAUGUCAUUCGAUACCUUGAAUGUGUUAACUAUUUACAAGAGUUUACACGCAAGGAUUUGCUUGAUUUUAUGUUCAAGCAUGGCCAUUACAAGGAUGCCUGCAUGCUAUUCUUUCCUGAAAACGGCAUUCCUUCGCCACCUCAACAACCGCCACUUGCUGCCAUGUCAUCAUCGACCCCACAGAAACCUGAUCCACUUUCAACUGAUUAUGGAACGGUUGAUGAUUUGUGUGACCUGUGCAUUGGUUAUGGAGCCAUGUCUGUUUUAGAGGAAGUAAUGGCUUCUAGAAUGUCAUCCACAGAAACUGCUGAUGUGGAGGUGAAGCAGUAUACAUCAGCUGCACUUAGCCGCAUUUGUGUAUUCUGUGAAUCAUAUAAGCAUUUCAACUACCUUUACAGAUUCCAGGUGAUAGGGAAGGAUCAUGUGGCUGCUGGACUUUGUUGUAUCCAGUUAUUUGUGAAUUCAUCUGUUCUAGAUGAAGCUAUAAAACACUUGGAAAAUGCUAAGAUGCAUUUUGAAGAAGCAUUGGCAGCGAGAUAUAAAAUUGGUGGGUCAACUAAGGUUGUCACCAAGGGUAUUCGUGGAAAAAGUGCGUCACAGAAACUUACAGAAGAAGGAUUAGUGAAGUUUUCUGCUCGAGUUGCCAUGCAGGUGGAUGUGAUAAAAUCCUUUAAUGAUACCGAGGGACCCCAAUGGAAAUACUCCCUUUUCGGAAAUCCGAAUGAUCCAGAAACUUUUAGGAGGAGGUGUGUGAUAGCAGAAGCUCUUGUUGAGAAGAACUUUGACCUGGCUUUCCAAGUGAUCUACGAGUUCAAUCUUUCUGCUGUUGAUAUAUACGCUGGUGUGGCGUCAUCACUUGCUGAGAGAAAGAAAGGCGGUCAAUUGACUGAAUUUUUUAGAAAUAUUAAGGGCACUAUUGAAGAUGAAGACUGGGACCAGGUUUUGGGAGCAGCUAUUAACGUAUAUGCCAACAAACAUAAGGAACGCCCCGAUCGUCUUAUUGACAUGCUAACUAGCAGCCACAGGAAGGUUUUGGCUUGUGUGGUGUGUGGCCGCCUUAAAAGUGCCUUCCAGAUUGCUUCUAGAAGCGGAAGCGUGGCUGAUGUCCAGUAUGUAGCACAUCAGGCGUUACAUGCAAACGCACUUCCAGUGCUUGAUAUGUGCAAACAAUGGUUGGCUCAAUACAUGUAAAAUACGACCCACCAACCCCGAAACCCAGUUUUAUUAGGUUUGUAAAGUCCAAUGCACAUUUUAUAGCAUUUUUGGCAUUUGAGGGGGGAAAAGGUUUGUGUUUGUGCAGCAGAGAAGCUAGAAGAGGUGUAUAUAUCAUUCGGAGUGUUUGUUUGUCAACUUUCAAUACCAUGGUCGUAAGUUUUGCCUUCAUUUUGACUGAAGGGUAGAUGAUAUUUUGACUUUUAGGAGUCAAAUUUGCUACAUUUUGAAAGAAAAAAAAAGUUGUUUUGCUGUGGUAACAUUUAUUUACAGAAAGUAUCUGCAGCUGCUUAUAAGCUGAAUCGUUGAGUUGACUUUCUUGAGGUCAAAUAUUUGUCUUGAAACUGGACAUGAUGAUACUUGUACAUUUUAUUAUGUGAUUAUUUUUUUUUGCUUGAAAA
Messenger RNA from Helianthus annuus (common sunflower), 8040 nucleotides. RefSeq lists its product as uncharacterized. The transcript is spliced from 34 exons. The record is from RefSeq and is a predicted model, not a curated record. Bases 47 to 7618 code for a protein of 2523 amino acids. Lineage: Eukaryota; Viridiplantae; Streptophyta; Magnoliopsida; Asterales; Asteraceae.